AUGAGUUUUAAAUGCCAGUUCUGCGGGAAGGAGGGAGCACUGAGAUGUUCAAAAUGCAAACGUGUUUACUACUGUUCAAAGCAAUGUCAAGUUCGAGAUUGGCCGAUGCACAAAUCUGUAUGUGGAAAGUACUUAAAGGAUUACACAGAUGCUGUUGCUGUAUUUAUUUUCUGA
Messenger RNA from Blastocystis hominis, 174 nucleotides. RefSeq lists its product as hypothetical. The transcript has a single exon. Gene Ontology annotation, cellular component: cytoplasm. Bases 1 to 174 code for a protein of 57 amino acids. NCBI's taxonomy places the organism in Eukaryota, Bigyra, Opalinata, Blastocystidae. The record is from RefSeq and is a predicted model, not a curated record.